This is a messenger RNA of Trichobilharzia szidati, 225 nucleotides long. The record is from the annotation of a GenBank genome assembly. NCBI's taxonomy places the organism in Eukaryota, Metazoa, Platyhelminthes, Trematoda, Strigeidida, Schistosomatidae.
AUGCAUUCCUGUAUUGCAUUUGUUUCAAGACUGGGAAUACUUGUUUGUUUUGGUGUACUGAUAUUCGUCUACUCGGCAACAACAAGUACACUGCCUGGCACGGUAUUUUUUGUUUGCUGUGCUCUAAUGGUUGCUGCAUUGAUAAUAAAUGGGUAUGUUAACUGUAGAAAUGUACUGUACGAAAAUCAACGAUAUUUUGUUACAAACUCAUGGUACCUACAUUAA